Venustampulla echinocandica is the source of this 2883-nucleotide messenger RNA. RefSeq lists its product as uncharacterized. Lineage: Eukaryota; Fungi; Ascomycota; Leotiomycetes; Helotiales; Pleuroascaceae. The transcript is spliced from 11 exons. The record is from RefSeq and is a predicted model, not a curated record. Gene Ontology annotation, molecular function: ATP binding; ATP-dependent chromatin remodeler activity. The coding region runs from base 1 to 2883 and encodes 960 amino acids.
AUGUCUGGUUCCUCAACUCCAAAGCGGCCGCUCGAAGUGGAUGAGCAGGACUCUCCAAGCGAAGGCUAUCGUUGGAAGAGGCUCCAGCACGAUGCCUCCCCAUCCGUUCCUGCCUCACGGUCAUCCUCUCGAAGUUCUUGUGGAAGAUCCUCGAGCGUUAGGAUUCUGAGUGAUAGAGUACAACACAUGGUUGUUGAUUCCGAAGAGGGAGUCGUAGAGGCGCCGCAGAGAAACCACCUGCUGCCAUUGGCAGGGCUACAACUACGAGGUACUUCUAUCUAUCUUUUACCACAAGUACCACCCUCCACCUUAAUGGACGGUGUUGGGUCUCAGAAGCCAGAUGCCCGGAAAAAGGAGCAAAUAUGUUUUGGAAUGUUGAGAUAUGUCCAAAUCAGAAUCAAUUCCAUUCAGAGCAAGGAUUUAAAACUCUUGGAAGAACUUGGAAGGGACAAAGAUGUCCUCGCAUCCCUGGACCUCAUAUUCGGGCAGGAUCGUUGUGACUUACAGUUCAAGGGUACCAAUGUUGCCACCAUGAACUCAAAAUCCCAGCGUGCGCUUUAUCAGCUCAUGUCUCUCGUCUCAAAGGAGAGCGUUCGAUAUGAAGCCCUCCUCCCUCGAGCAGAAUUCAAACAGAAACUAGAGGCAGCUGCGCAGCCUCUGAACCCAGAUAGACUCAAGCUUAUCUGUUCAAUGGAUGUACAAAUAUUUGGUGCUCGCUACCUUGCCGACACCAUCGCAAAGGAGUUAUGUAAGUAUCGUAUGUUCUUGCAGCAUCCAAUUCGACGGCCUUUGGACGUUGCCUACGAGAAUCCGCAAUAUCUUAGUGCUGUUGGAUCCUCGUUCACGAAUGGGGCUGUAUUGCCCCCAAUUUCUGCUGAGGCGUCUCAAAAUGACAUCGAAUCGAAGCCUAAUAUCGAGGAACCUGAUCACGAUCCGGACGAUUUGAAAGUUUUCAUAAAUAACCUUCCAGGGCAUGACUAUCUCCGGGAGGCAGAUGUCGAUAAGCGAAUCAAAACAAACCUGUUAAGGCAAUGGGCCGAGAAUCAAAUCAGGAUGAAAGCCCAAGAAUGCUAUGGCGUGUUGAGGAUUUCACUUCGGGAGUCCCAAGGCAUAUUCCGACAUAAGAUCACUGACGCAAGAAGCCAGACCCCGGACGACAUACUCGGAGGCAUUCUUGCUGAUGAUAUGGGCCUCGGAAAAACGCUGACCAUGAUUGCAACCAUUGUCACAACGAUUUCUCGCGCCGAACAUUUUGCAACAACACGAUUUACUGAUAAGGAAGGGAUCAAAGAUGCCAGGAUCCUAGUAAUGUCAACACUAGUGAUUGUGCCCUCUGUCUUGCUAUUGAAUGGUUGGAUUGACCAAAUCACAACGCACAUCACCUAUGGUACGCUGCAAUACUACGUAUAUCAUGGACCGGACAGGCGCCUGAGUUCGUCUUCAACUCUGCCGUAUCACAUUGUCUUUUCCACUUACGGCACCGUCGCAGCGGAUCUGGGCAGGGGAGGCAGUGUUCUCGAUUGCUUCCACUGGUAUCGGCUCAUUCUCGACGAAGCGCAUACCAUCAGAAACUCGUCCACGAAAUCGUUCGAGGCGGCUACAAAUCUUUCAGCAAAUAUCCGAUGGUGCAUGACAGGAACACCAAUACAGAAUUCCUUGCAUGAUCUCAGAUCUCUUGUAAAAUUCCUUCGCGUGCCGCAGUUAGAUGAUACUUCAGCGUUUCGGAGAUAUAUUGCUGGAAACCAGAAAAUAGGAAAAGGCUCCCAGAGGCCUAAGCCAGAUUAUGAGAACCUCAAAAUGCUUCUUGGGUCAAUAUGCCUAAGGCGAAGCAUAUUGUCCUUACCACUCGGCGUUACGUGCCUCGAAAAACACCCACAACUGUCAAAAGUUGAGGAGAGAGCCUACAACGAGCUUGCAAAGUCGUGCGAGCGUUCAAUUAAGGCUGUGGUCAGUAAACGACGAGCACCAAAGGAAAGCAGAGCAGUUUUGACAGCCUUACUGCGGCUGCGUAUAUUUUGCAAUACAGGUCUUACGACUCUUACGCAGACGGGAGUGACGGAGGAAGACUCGGCCGAGCAAUUCUACCCUGAUGAAAUUAACGGCCUUUUCCAGCAAAUUGGCAGCGCCGUCUGCUCAGAGUGCAAUUGCGACAUACUCUCUAUUGACACAAUCGAUGGGUUGGACCAACAGCUUGUCGACCCCAACCGUCGCCUCAAAUGUCAGGAUUGCAAGCAGCAGAUCACUGCUUCAUAUGAUAGUGGAUAUCCUUUACGAGGCCAUCUCAGUCCAGUGCGCCAAGUCGACCCUGAACCUAUCUCACUGCAAAAAGAAGACAGUGGGUAUGACAGCGGAUCUAACAUUUACAGCAGUAUUUCUGGUCAUCCUAAAUACCCUUCGAAGCUGAAAGCAGUGCUCUCUGACAUAAUGGAACACCAUGCUCACGAGAAGAGCAUUGUCUUUUCAACCUGGAAGCGGAGCAUCGAUCUUAUGGCCCAGCUUCUCCAUCAAACUGGGAUCGUCUUCGGCCAAGUAGAUGGCACUCUUCCCCCGCCUCGUCGGCAGGAGGUACUCAAAAGAUUUCAUCACGACUCCUCAGUCAAGGUACUGUUGAUGACCUUAGGAACCGGUGCGGCAGGGCUCAACAAUCUAUCCGUUGCAAGUCGGGUUUAUAUACUUGAACCGCAAUGGAACCCAUCAGUCGAAGACCAAGCAAUCGGGCGUGUCUUACGCCUAGGUCAAGACAAACAGAGUGUAAGGUCUCGCCAACUGAUGAAGAUACAACUGGCUCGAGAAGGUGGCCUUCAAGAGCUCAGCAAAAUCAUUAAGUCUACGGUUUUCAUCGAAGUGCCUACGGCAGUUCCACAAGUCGAAAUGGUUUACUAG